CGCUUGGUAUUUCGAAUUAUGGUGAACUCGCUGUUCCGCUCUUCAUGCUCUUGUUUCGUAAGACUACAUUGCCUUUCUUCAUCACUUUCGUGUGUUGAUGAGGGUUACCUUGCUGUGUUCACCAAACAUGAAUGAUGGUACAGUGUCGAAAAAGAUAGGUAAAAAACGUACAGUAGGAACUGCUAGUGCUACGGACUCGCAGGAUCAGCCGACGGAUGAUUCGGGACCUCCGUCUUCUCCGAUAUCGUGUUCACAAAAAAGCGUGGAGGAUGAAACCACUGCAACGAGUUCGUGUUCUUCACAAGAUUGCGAAGUUGAAGUGUUCGGUGGGAGAAAGAAGAAAAUAAGUCCAAUAAAACUGCCAGCAUCGGCCAGUUUAUGGAAGGAUGAUACUUGGUGGGCUGAUGGGGACGUGCUUAUGGGGUCUCCUCUGGAUUUAUUGCGCAUAAAAUACGAUAGUGAAUUCAUUGACAAUCACAUUGGCGCUGACGACGAGGAUGACUAUAAGAGUAUAUUCGAAAUGGCCCAUGUGAAGAUCGACCAAGACCUGGAAGAAAAAAUUAACAAAAAACAGGAAGAAAUGACUAAAUGGUUACCCGAGAAGUUCAACAUCGAAAAUCUGGACUUCGAAGACACAGAAAAAUUGAAAUUAAGCAUGAGCUUCCUAAUAUAUAUAAUGGAUAAAAGCAACAUGGAUCAACAAGGGUACUGGAUAUAUCAUGGAUGUAUGGCAUACCUUAAAAGACUGAAAAGUAUCUUUGAAAUGUGUUUAGCCCAACCACCUGCAAAACCUGAUGAACAGACCUUCACUUGGCUUUUCUGUACAUUUACACAGAUGCUAUCAAUUGAUUUGCCUUCCGGUGGAUGUAUGCCCCGUUCCUUGAGGGUGUGUGGUAAUGAUGUGAAAUCUAUCCCUGAUUUGCGUAUGCUGAAAGUUGAAGACAUGAAACUGAAGGGAUGUUAUGAAAUCUCUGUCGUCACUGUUGGUGAGGUGAAAAAACGCACUGUGAGUGUAGUGAAAGAUCAGGAAGAACAAUCUGAUGCAGCAGGAGAUAACUUGAUAAAGCGACGUCGUCUUGACAAACUGAAAAACACAUUUUCAAGUGAUCUUCGUGGACAGCAUGCUGCCGAGUUAUUAGUUGAGCUUCCAUUUUCAGCUGUGAAAGGUUAUAACAACGACAACCUUAUCUUUGGUUUGGUCAUCCAGGCAACAAAGGUCAGUCUUACUUGUCUAAGGAUGAAGAAAGAGCACCUGCAAGAGCUGCUUGAGGAGACAAGUGAAGUAAGUCCUUCACACAAGGCGAACAUUUUUUACACUAGGCCGUAUGAUAUGUUAUGUGCAGAGGAUCGAAAGCACUUGGUUUACAUUUUGACAACUUUGGCUAAGCUUGCUGGUCAUAUUAUAUGAAUACUGUAAUCAAGCCCUCUUCGUAUGCACAUUCCUGUUUGUCCCUGCUCAUGUGACUAUCUUAAAAACAACUGGACUGAUUAGCGAACAGCCAGUGGGUCAAGAUCAAUUAAUGCAUUUACCCACAUCACUGCAAUAAUUCGAGUGUUCAAACACAGACUGUAAGUUGUGUUCCAACAUAUAUGGGUACUUUUAGUCACCCUCAGUUAAGUUGACUUCAAUGGUUUUUUACUCUAUUAAGUGGA
This is a messenger RNA of Lineus longissimus, 1653 nucleotides long. RefSeq lists its product as uncharacterized. Bases 98 to 1408 code for a protein of 436 amino acids. The transcript is spliced from 5 exons. The record is from RefSeq and is a predicted model, not a curated record. Lineage: Eukaryota; Metazoa; Nemertea; Pilidiophora; Heteronemertea; Lineidae.